AGCUGUUCCCGUGUCAAAGUUGGCCGGUUGGCUUGUCAUGUCUUUGUUGCUUCUGUAGCGCCGCCAGAAACUGUGCAUUGAAGUGUGGCUCUGAUGGGUUAUAAGCUGAUAUUGUCAUAAGAGAGAGCAAAAGUUUUAACCUGAUUCUCACAAGUGAAAAAGAGCCUAAAGAUGGAGGAAAAGCUGAAUGGAUCACUGCCUGUUGUCUCCCCGGAGUAUCUUCAUCAGUGGGUUCGGUCCGCCCAGCAGUUUCAAGCUCUCCAGGCUCAGUACGCCAACUUCAACCCUCAACAUCAGUUCCACUACCCCGAGAACCCGACUGCGGAGGCGGCCAGGGCCCACAUGGCCAACCCAGAGCCCACCAUGGAGCAGACGGAACCUGCUGACCUGACUAAACCUCCAACUAAAAAAAGAGGUAGACCAGCUCAACCCAAGGAACCAGGCGCGCCAAAGCCCCCCAAAAUCCCCAAAGCACCAAAAGCCCCAAAGGUCCCGAAAGCACCAAAACCACCGAAAGACCCAAAUGCACCAAAAGCUAAACCAGGUCCAAAACCCAAGAAGGCCGCUGAGGCUCAGGGUGAGGGCAAGCAGGAGAAGAUCGAUGAGAGCUUCAAGAAGGUGAAGAGGAAAGUGGACCGCUUCAAAGGGAUGACGGAGGAGGAAGUCAUGAAGAAGACAUUGCCCGACCUGCUGGAUUACAACCUGGACUAUGUCAUUAUUGGUAUAAACCCAGGACUGAUGGCAGCUUUUAUUGGCCGGUGGUUUCCAGGACCUGGAAAUCAUUUUUGGAAAUGCCUGUUUCUGUCUGGAUUUACCGAGGAGCAACUCAACCACAUGCACGACACAACGCUGCCGGUCAAAUACAAAAUGGGCUUCACCAAUAUGGUAUCCAGGGCAACACCGGGGAGCAAAGACCUCUCCAGUAAAGAAUUGCGAGAAGGAGGGAAAAUUCUCGUGGAGAAGUUGAAGAAGUACAAACCGCUCAUUGCUGUGUUCAAUGGAAAAUGUAUCUAUGAAAUGUUCUGCAGGGAAUUGUUUGGCAAGAAACCGCAAAAGCUGGAAUUUGGUUUGCAGCCGCACAAGAUCCCAGAAUGUGACGUGGCCUUGUACCUGAUGCCUUCCUCCAGCGCCCGCUGUGCCCAGUUUCCUCGUGCUCAGGACAAGGUUCACUUCUACAUCAAACUGCGGGAGCUCCGGGAUCAGCUGAAGGGCAUCCGGAAAGCUGCCGAGAUCGAGGAAGUCAACUACACAUUCAAUCUUCAGUUAGCUAAGGAGGAUGCGAAGAGGUUAGCAAUAAAGGAGGAGCAGUAUGACCCGGGGUAUGAGGACGCCUACGGCGGCGUGUAUGUGGAGAGAGGAGCUGAAGAAGGCCAGGCCAAUAGCCAGACCAACGGUCACUGUACGCUCUCGUCUACCGCGAACUCAGAAGGAGCACAGGAGGCGACCACAUCCCAAUCAGAGGGUCAGCUCCCAGACGGACAGUGGAUGACCCAGUCGUUUGCCGAUGAGAUUCCCAACAUCGGCAGCGGACCAAACGCCGGCAGCGUGUGAGGAAGACGAGAAAAGUCUUCGUCAGAGACAUUAGCUAACUCGGUCUCCAAACCGCAGUCGGUUAGGUUUUAGAUAUUCCCUUUUUUCUUUUCUUUUUUUAGCAAAGUGGAGUAUAAACACUUUUAGGAUUUAACUGAAACUGCAGAAUGUUGUUUUUUCUGCACAUUUUAUUUUUGUUGUGUUUUUUUUAUAUUCAUGAGCCAUUUUACAUGUGUAAAUCAGGGACAUAACUGGCAUAACUUGUAGACAUUUGUGUAUUUAAGCCUUUGUUUUUAAUCGCUGUGUUGUUGAGGACUGCACUGUGCUGCAGUUGGAGUCAACAUUAUAAUCUACUGUUUCCAGGUUAUCUUUAAGCUCGACUUCUCUGGAGGGAAGGAUCGAACCAGGAUUACUGCUACACUCAAGGUGCUAUGAACUGAUACGAUGCACAGUAACGACUCGUUGAAACCACAUAUUAAUGUCAUCGGUCCUACAGCUGGAUGGCUGACUAGCCUUUCAAAGUUACACAACCUAUAAUGGUUUUCAUUAAUCUUUUCUUUUUUGUUUGUUUUUACUUUAGAUGCUUUGGAUUAUGGUAUGUUUAUUAAAUGUUUAUUAACUGUAAUUGGAUUUUAAUGAAACAUUUCUUGAUUAAAAUGCUAUUCUACUGAGUCAUCA
Molecule: messenger RNA, 2208 nt
Organism: Xiphophorus hellerii (green swordtail)
Lineage: Eukaryota; Metazoa; Chordata; Actinopteri; Cyprinodontiformes; Poeciliidae
Gene: tdg.1
Product: thymine DNA glycosylase, tandem duplicate 1
Exons: 11
Coding region: 172-1551 (459 amino acids)
Biological process (GO): base-excision repair, AP site formation
Cellular component (GO): nucleus
Molecular function (GO): pyrimidine-specific mismatch base pair DNA N-glycosylase activity; uracil DNA N-glycosylase activity
Source: RefSeq, a predicted model, not a curated record